Messenger RNA from Aethalodelphis obliquidens (Pacific white-sided dolphin), 2800 nucleotides. RefSeq names its product sperm flagellar and cilia associated 1 (gene SPEF1). Lineage: Eukaryota; Metazoa; Chordata; Mammalia; Artiodactyla; Delphinidae. The transcript has 7 exons. Gene Ontology annotation, molecular function: microtubule binding. Bases 1409 to 2173 code for a protein of 254 amino acids. Gene Ontology annotation, cellular component: axoneme. Gene Ontology annotation, biological process: regulation of cytoskeleton organization. The record is from RefSeq and is a predicted model, not a curated record.
GAGGGCGCCAAUGGCGGGCAGCGUGGACGAGGAAGCGCUGCACCAACUGUACCUGUGGGUAGACAACAUCCCUCUGUCCCGGCCCAAGCGAAAUCUCUCCCGGGACUUCAGUGACGGAGGUGUGCGCUCCAGCGUGUGUGUGUGUGUGUGUGUGUGUGUGUGUGUGUGUGUGUGUGUGUGUGUGACAGACGUGUGAGCUCCAGCGUGUGUGUGUGUCCGCGUGCGCGUCUGGGUGUGUUCUGUAUGUCCUUGUGUGUCUACGCGUUCUGUCCUGUAUGUACGGGUGUACGGGGUGUGUGUGCAUACACGUCUCUUGUGCUUGUGUGCUUGUGGCGGCGGAGGCGGGGGUGGGUUGGUGGGAGGGGUGUCUAUCUCCUAGAACUUCAGUUGUAGAAGUGUGCAUCUUGGGUAUGUGGGCAUGUGUGUGUCCAUAUUAUGUAUACAUGUUCUAUCCUUUAUGCAUGUGGUGUGUGUGUGUGUCUGAGUCUGUGACUCCCUCCUGGGACUUUAAUGACUAAGAUGCGUUCUGUGUAUGUAUUUGUACAUUUCUGUGUGUGUGCAUGCCUAUUCUUCUAUUCUAUAUAUCUGUCUUGUGGGAGUCUGAGCAUGUGUUUGGUCAUAUGUGUGUUGACAUGUUCUGUCCUGUAUGUAUGAGUGUGGAUGUUGUGUGCAUAUGUUUCUUUGUGAUUGUGUAGGUGUGUGUCCAAGACUGUCUCCUGGGAUUUUAAUAAUAGAAGUAUGCACCUCUCUGUGUGUAUAUUGGUGACACUUUGUGCUUCUGUGUGUGUGUGUUGGUGACUGUCUCUUAGAACUCCAGUGAUAGAAGUAUGUGUCUGUGUAUGUUUCUGCAUCUCUGUGUCAUUUUGUGUGUGUGUGUGUAUUUAUGUCAAUUCCUAGAGUGAGGCCCCAGCCUCCUGAAGUGUUCUCUUUGAGACUUAUAGAGGACUAGAGACCUUAGUUUUUAUAUGCCCCGAGUUAAUGGCAAAGGAGUGCAGCUCCUUUGGGGUGUGCUGGAAUUUUUGUCUCUGGCUGAUCACUGAUCUUGCUUUCUUACCUCACCUCCAUAUCAUCCUUACCCCUUUCCACAUCUUCACCUCUCCGCUUGGCCCCACCACUCUGAAAACCCUGAUUCUCCCAUCCCACCCAUUCUUUCUCCCUCCCCCUUCUUCCUUACCCAUCUCUACAACUUCCAUGUCUGCUCCCACCCCCUCUCCCUCAGUCCUGGUCGCAGAGGUCAUCAAGUUUUACUUCCCCAAGAUGGUGGAGAUGCACAAUUAUGUUCCUGCUAACUCUCUCCAGCAGAAGCUGAGCAACUGGGGUCACCUGAACAGGAGCCAGUCCACCAUCCCUGUGUCUGCCCCCCAGGAAGGUGCUGAACAAAUUGAGCUUCUCUGUACCAGAUGACGUGAUGCGCAAGAUUGCACAGUGUACCCCAGGCGUGGUGGAGCUGGUGCUCAUUCCACUGAGGCAGUGCCUGGAGGAGCAGCAGAGGCGCAGGAAGCAGGGCACCAGCUCCUUACAGGAGCUGGCUCCCCAGGAUGGCACUGACUACAUAGAUGUGGGUUUGUCCCAGAAGGCCCGAGGGGAAGGUGCUCCAGACCCCCAGGGAGGGGGGCAGCUCAAGGUGGGCCGGCUGCCUGUACCCCGGCCUCUGGGGUAUAGCCAGGCGCUGCAGGGCGACCGAAGCUUCGUCCUCCAGAUUGCUGAAAAGGAGCAGGAGCUGUUGGCCUUGCAGGAGACUGUGCAGGUCCUGCAGAUGAAGGUGAGACGCUUGGAGCACCUGCUCCAGCUCAAGAACGUGCGCAUCGAAGACCUCUCCCGGCGGCUCCAGCAGGCGGAGCGUAAGCAGCGGAGAAUGGACUGCUUUCCAGAACCUAGAAGCCACAUGCAGAGACCUGGCAUGCACCUCAAAGCAGUGCCUGACACCAGAGGGGGUUCUGCCUUGGUGCUCCCUGUGCUGGGCCUUGGGGGGUGGUCCCCCAGCUCGGUCCGCACCCCUAGAACCCGGUCCCCGCCCAGCUCUGAUGACAGCAGCGUCUCCAUCCAGGCUAGUCCUCUGUGCCCUGGGCCAAAGGGGAAGCUGCCCCAGACACCUGAGGGGCUUCCUCGCCCCUCCUGGGCACUCACCUGGGACCCAGCUGGAGGCUGGAAAGUGCAACAGCUGAAGGGGUGAGGAGUGAGCUCAGCCAGGAGUGGGGAAGACAUGGGCUGUGCUUGUUCCAAUUGCCCUCCCCUCACAGGGGUUAUGUUAAGAAUGUCUGGGCUGCCCCCAUUAAAGGUAUGCUCUCCUUCCUGUGCCUGCCUUCUGUUCUCUGAGGGGGAUUUCCUGUCCCCCUUGUGCUACACCCCACCCCUUAAGUGAAAGAGCCUUGUGGGCCCAGAGUGGGUCUCAACUCGUGGUAGCUGGGCCCUGAAGUGGCCACUGCUUGGUAGGUUGAUGAUACCACCAGGGGUUAGGUCUUGUGCACUAGGACAGCCUGACUUCUAACUCUGGCUUUAGACUGACCCCCAAACCUAUCCUCACAGUGUCCUCCAACCCUGUCCAAACCCAACCACAAACCCAGGCUUCAGAUUCUCACCAAAUGUAGCCACAUAGUCACCCUCAACCCUGCUUAUGGACUCACCCCUAAACCUGUCCUCUGUAUGACUCCCAACCCUGCCCACAGACUGACCCCAAGUUCUGUGGACCAAGGCCAAGCUUGACUCUCAACCCUGACCAAGAUACCAUGGCCUUUGGUGCCAUCAGCCUUUGGUGCCAGGCUGGAAUCGAGUCCAUGUUGUUAGAUCUUCUGAUAUUUCA